Molecule: messenger RNA, 1050 nt
Organism: Thlaspi arvense
Lineage: Eukaryota; Viridiplantae; Streptophyta; Magnoliopsida; Brassicales; Brassicaceae
Source: the annotation of a GenBank genome assembly
AUGGACUCGUCCUUCUUCACUCACGACCUAAACGCCUCUUCCUUCAAAGUUGCUUUAGAGACGUCUGCUCAGAAUCUCCGUUACUUGAUGCCGUCGAAUCCAAAACCGGAGUUCAUUUUCGAGCCGCUUUACGAAACGCACGUUCAAGCCGCGGUUGUUUGUGCCAAGAAGCUGAAGCUUCAUUUGCGGUUAAGGAGUGGCGGUCAUGACUACGAAGGCCUUUCUUACGUCUCGGAGUUGGAAACGGCGUUUGUGAUCGUCGAUUUGUCGAAGCUUAGACACAUCGACGUCGAUGUGGAAAGUAACAGCGCGUGGGUUCACGCAGGUGCCUCCAUUGGAGAGCCGGCGAGCAAAACCCCUAAGAGCAAAGAGAGAACUAUCGCGAUUUCAUACCAAGGCCAAUUUCUCGGCGAUGCAAAUCGGUUGUUGCAGGUGAUGCAGAGGAGUUUCCCACAGCUUGGACUAACCAAGAAAGACUGUUUAGAGACAAGCUGGAUCAAAUCGGUAAUGUACAUUGCCGGUUUUCCUAGCACCGCGCCAUCGGAAGCUCUACUCAACGGGAAAUCGUUGUUCAAGAAUUACUUCAAAGCCAAGUCAGACUAUGUGGAAGAGCCAAUUUCAAUAAAAGGACUAGAAGGGCUAUGGGAAAAGCUUCUAGAAGAGGAUUCACCAUUGACUAUAUGGAAUCCUUAUGGAGGAAUGAUGGCGAAAAUCCCUGAGACAGAGACUCCUUUCCCACAUAGGAGUGGGACAUUGUUCAAGAUCCAAUGGCUGACUUUGUGGCAAGAUGGAACAGCGAGCGAGACGAGGCAUAUGGAGUGGAUGAGGGAAAUGUAUAGUUACAUGGGGCAGUAUGUGUCAAAAAGCCCGAGAGCGGCUUAUGUGAACUACAGAGAUCUUGAUUUGGGGAUAAAUGGUAAAGGGAGUGAUGCAAGAGAAUGGGGGAAUAAGUACUUUAAGGGAAAUUUUGAGAGGUUGGUGAACAUUAAAGCUAAGUUUGAUCCUGAUAAUUUUUUUAGACAUGAACAAAGUAUUCCUACAGAACUUUGA